AUGUCUGCCGUUCGCAGCGCCCGGGCUGCCAAUGUGCAGGCCCGUGGGUUUUCGACCACCUCGACCAACCUUCGAGCCGGACCGGAAUCACCUCACUUUAUCGAAAUUCCCCGUAUCAUUCAGCCGAGCAAUCCUAUUAAGCCUAAGGUGAAGGGUACUCUUCCCGUGCCUCGCGAGAUUUUCCCAGCUCGUCGCACCGAUAAGCCGUCGCCGCAAUACCUCGAAGCCGUGUCACCUGCGCGCACAACGAAGCCGAGCCGCUCAGCGGACAAGUUGGAACGUGGACAGCAGCUUUUCAAUCAGAGAAUGGCCGAUCGCCGGAGAAGCCAUCUCCGGGAGAGUCUGAGUGUUCUGCACCAACGGAAGCGCGCUGCAGAGAACACCGUCUUCAACCGAAGCAAGGCCAGCCAGGAACGCCGCCAGCGUAUCCUCGAUCAACCAGAGCCCGAAGAUGAGCGUCUGACACGGCCGUCCGUUGUCGCCGCCAUGCUUGCCCCGAACGAUACAUUCUUGCGAGACGCGAACCGUGACCAACGAUUGGCUUUCUCUAAGGCUCGGCUCGAGGCCAAGCAGGCAGAGAAGCAAGCGCAACAACAGGAUGAUAUCCACUCGCUUUACAUGAAUGCGCGCACUUUCAUCACGACGGAGGAGCAGCUGUCUGCGGAGAUCGACCGGGUUUUCCCCGACGGCUUGAACGAUGCCUGGCGCAACGACCACCAGCCAGGCGAGAACGUCUGGAACCUUGGAACUCCCCAGACCGUGCAGUCCAUUGUCAACGAGACCCGCAAGAGCGAGACUGCUCGCUGGGACGUCACCCAAGACCGAGUCAAGCAGCUUGGUGAGCAGAUCACUGGUGGUAAGCUGUAA
This is a messenger RNA of Penicillium argentinense, 867 nucleotides long. RefSeq lists its product as uncharacterized. The transcript has a single exon. The record is from RefSeq and is a predicted model, not a curated record. NCBI's taxonomy places the organism in Eukaryota, Fungi, Ascomycota, Eurotiomycetes, Eurotiales, Aspergillaceae. Bases 1 to 867 code for a protein of 288 amino acids.